Oncorhynchus keta (chum salmon) is the source of this 1953-nucleotide messenger RNA. Its product is annotated as protein-tyrosine sulfotransferase 1-like. Gene Ontology annotation, molecular function: protein-tyrosine sulfotransferase activity. Gene Ontology annotation, cellular component: Golgi apparatus. Lineage: Eukaryota; Metazoa; Chordata; Actinopteri; Salmoniformes; Salmonidae. Gene Ontology annotation, biological process: peptidyl-tyrosine sulfation. The transcript is spliced from 3 exons. The record is from RefSeq and is a predicted model, not a curated record. The coding region runs from base 371 to 1888 and encodes 505 amino acids.
UUGGACUAAUGAUUACACCAGACUCUAGUAAAGUAAGGGUGACGCGUUUGCAGCGAUACAAUUGAAAAGAAAGCAGUAACAAGUCGUCUUGUGUGUCGGAUCAGUGGAACAACAAGGGAGCAAAUUGAACGGAUGGAAUUUACGAGUAACGGUGUUCAACUAUGAGAUAAGCAGCUUGAUCAACUCUCUCCCGCGCUGGAUCCUCUACAUUUAGGCCUGAUGGAGCUGGGCACACGACAAGCGCUGACUGCCGGGGAACACGCCCCCCCUCGCCGACCUUGAAAGGAGGGACACUCCGCUACUCCCAACCUUCCCUCCUCUUCCACUACCUCCUCUGGUACACCUCCCUCCCUCCCUCCCUGGUCCUGAGAUGGUGAUGGUGAUGAUGAUGAAGCUGAAGCAGAACCUGCUGGUGGCCUGUCUGGUCAUCAGCUCAGUCACAGUCUUCUACUUGGGUCGUCACGCCAUGGAGUGUCACCACCGCAUCGAGGAGCGCAGCAGCCAGCCUGGGGACCAAGGGGUUCUGGGGGGCCUUCAGGGGCCAAGAGGGUUGCUCCUGGGGGGUUCUUUGAGCUCCUCCGCCAUCCUGCGGGGCUCUGGCCCCGGGGCCCAUAACCUCUCCGCUCCAUUCGUCUACAACAAGGACAUGCCUCUAGUGUUCAUUGGAGGGGUUCCCAGGAGUGGGACCACGUUGAUGAGAGCCAUGCUGGACGCUCACCCCGAGGUUCGUUGUGGAGAGGAGACCAGGGUUAUUCCACGUAUCCUGGCCAUGAAACAGAUGUGGUCGCGGUCGGGGAGGGAGAAGAUGCGUCUGGACGAGGCCGGGGUGACGGACGAGGUCCUGGACGCCGCCAUGCAGGCCUUCCUCCUGGAGAUCAUCGUGAAGCACGGCGAACCCGCCAACUUCCUCUGUAACAAGGACCCCUUCGCUCUGAAGUCCCUCUCCUACCUGGCUAAGAUCUUCCCGCACGCCAAGUUCGUGCUCAUGAUCCGUGACGGACGCGCCUCGGUCCAUUCGAUGAUCUCGCGUAAGGUGACGAUCGCUGGCUUUGACCUGGGCAGCUACAGAGACUGCCUGACCAAGUGGAACAGGGCCAUAGAGACCAUGUACACUCAGUGCCUGGAUGCCUCAGACAAGUGCCUGCCGGUGCAUUAUGAACAGCUGGUGCUCCAUCCAGAGAAGUGGAUGAGGACGCUGCUCAAAUUCCUGGACAUUCCCUGGAACGAGGCGGUGCUUCACCAUGAGGAACUCAUAGGGAAAGCAGGAGGUGUUUCCCUGUCCAAGGUGGAGAGGUCUACAGACCAGGUGAUCAAGCCGGUCAACGUGGAGGCCUUAUCCAAGUGGGUGGGCAAGAUUCCUGUGGACGUACUGCGGGACAUGCCCGUCAUCGCCCCCAUGUUGUCCCGUCUGGGGUACGACCCCCACGCCAACCCUCCCAACUACGGCCGGCCAGACCCCAAGGUCCUUGACAACACCAGGAGGGUGAGUGGGGAAACGAAUGACAGUGACAUGUCAACCCACAACACAUACCUCAGACACACUCAUCCACACAACUCUAGUGUACUGAGAAACACUGGGACGCAUGUUAAACACACUCCCAUACACACAAUGCAUUCCGAUGCUUUCCGAUGCAUUCCGAUGCUUUCCGAUGCAUUCCGAUGCUUUCCGAAACAUUCCGAUGCAUUCCGAUGCUUUCCGAUGCAUUCCGAUGCUUUCCGAAACAUUCCGAUGCAUUCCGAUGCUUUCCGAAACAUUCCAAUGCUUUCCGAUGCUUUCCGAUGCUUUCCGAAACAUUCCGAUGCAUUCCACAAAGGAUCUGAAGUUUCCUCUGAAGCAGGAAGCAGAUCUGAGAAUUGUAUUCUUAGGUUCCCAGGACUCUUUCUCUAGUUGCAUCGCCUUUCAAAUCGCCUGUCCAAUCUCUGACUCCCAUUAAAUUACCUGUCCAAUCUCUG